Molecule: messenger RNA, 1666 nt
Organism: Sceloporus undulatus (fence lizard)
Lineage: Eukaryota; Metazoa; Chordata; Lepidosauria; Squamata; Phrynosomatidae
Gene: ARPC1A
Product: actin related protein 2/3 complex subunit 1A
Exons: 10
Coding region: 195-1307 (370 amino acids)
Biological process (GO): Arp2/3 complex-mediated actin nucleation
Cellular component (GO): Arp2/3 protein complex; actin cytoskeleton
Molecular function (GO): actin filament binding
Source: RefSeq, a predicted model, not a curated record
GCUGAGGACUCCGCGCAGGCGCAGUGCCGGUGUCCCACAGAGCGGGGCCCUCCUUGGCGGCCGCGCCUUUUCCCCUCUCAUUCCGUGAGAGAAACCCCGGCGUCGCGUUGACUGACCAGAGUCCGCGAGCCCCGCUUCCCUCAGCCCCAGAAGCUUCAUCCAGCUUGUGAUUUUAAGGCCAUUCCUUGCUCAGGAUGUCCCUGCACCAGUUCUUACUAGAGCCAAUCACCUGCCAUGCUUGGAACAGAGACCGAACCCAGAUUGCCAUUAGCCCUAAUAACCACGAAGUCCAUAUCUAUAAGAAGAGUAGUAACCAGUGGGUGAAAGCUCAUGAGCUGAAAGAACACAACGGUCACAUCACAGGAAUUGACUGGGCCCCAAAGAGUGACCGUAUUGUCACGUGCGGUGCUGACCGUAACGCUUACGUCUGGAGUCAGAAGGAUGGGGUGUGGAAGCCAACCCUGGUCAUCCUGAGGAUCAACCGAGCAGCCACCUUUGUGAAAUGGUCCCCACUGGAGAACAAAUUUGCUGUUGGUAGUGGAGCCCGACUCAUAUCUGUAUGCUACUUUGAGUCUGAAAAUGACUGGUGGGUAAGCAAGCACAUUAAGAAACCCAUUCGCUCCACUGUCCUUAGUCUAGAUUGGCACCCCAAUAAUGUUUUGCUGGCAGCUGGAUCCUGUGAUUUCAAAUGCAGAGUGUUUUCCGCCUACAUUAAGGAAGUGGACGAGAAACCGGCCAGCACACCCUGGGGCUCAAAAAUGCCAUUUGGGCAGCUAAUGGCUGAAUUUGGUGGCGCGGGAAGUGGAGGCUGGGUCCACAGCGUCAGUUUUUCUGCCAGUGGCAACCGCCUUGCCUGGGUCAGCCAUGACAGUACUGUGUCAGUUGCAGAUGCCUCCAAAAACAUGAUGGUCUCACAGCUGAAGACCGAGUUCCUCCCACUGCUGAGUGUGUCGUUUGUCUCAGAGAACAGCGUGGUUGCUGCUGGCCAUGAUUGCUGCCCAAUGCUUUUCAACUGUGAUGACCGUGGUGCCCUCACCUUCAUUUCUAAGCUAGACAUUCCCAAGCAGAGCAUACAGCGCAAUAUAUCAGCCAUGGAACGUUUCCGUAACAUGGACAAAAGAGCCACUACAGAGGAUCGCAACACUACUCUGGAUACCUUGCACCAGAACAGCAUCACCCAAGUGUCUAUUUAUGAGGUGGACAAACGAGAUUGUCGCAAGUUCUGCACCACUGGCAUUGAUGGAGCAAUGACCAUCUGGGACUUCAAGACACUGGAGUCCUCCAUCCAAGGCCUGCGGAUCAUGUAAAGCUGGCCCUCUGUUCUCUAGUAAGACAACUCGCGCUGGCACCUGCACAGACUUGAAAAAGGAUGGUGAAGAUGGUCACUUUUUGAAGCACUGAGAAAACGACAACUGUGGCGGAUUCCCCCCCCCCCCCAUUCAUCAUCCCCCAUUUGGUGAAAUAUGUUGGUUUGCAAAUCAGCUGUGAUUGUAGUAUAUAUUUGGGUUUUUUAUUAUUAUUAUUAUUAUUGGUUGUUUCAUUCCAUUCCUUUACCAAAGCUGCUCCUUAAAAUAGUUUAUUGCAGGAAGUAUGAAUCACUAACUUAAAAGGGGACUUUUAAUGUAAAACUUGUCUGCUAGAAAAUAAAAGAGAGAGAAAAACUGUU